This is a messenger RNA of Hypoxylon fragiforme, 2043 nucleotides long. Its product is annotated as phosphate permease. Gene Ontology annotation, molecular function: phosphate transmembrane transporter activity. Gene Ontology annotation, cellular component: membrane. The transcript has 4 exons. NCBI's taxonomy places the organism in Eukaryota, Fungi, Ascomycota, Sordariomycetes, Xylariales, Hypoxylaceae. Bases 111 to 1823 code for a protein of 570 amino acids. The record is from RefSeq and is a predicted model, not a curated record. Gene Ontology annotation, biological process: phosphate ion transport; transmembrane transport.
UAGGGAGCAGACCAGCAGCGUCUCCACUCCCCAAAGAUCGCUUGUUGCAAAACAACAUUGGAGUCAAGUACGAUCACCUAAGGAUACGGGCCAUACCUAACUCAAAAGUUAUGGCAGACACUACAAUACCAAUACCUCGCGUUCAAAAGACUUCGGGCGGGAAUAACGCUUACCAUAACUACCAUAAUGACUUUCUUCACAUUCAAGAUCCCAAUGAGCGCCGCCGCCUCGCGCUCGCCGAGAUCGAUAAGGCACCUUUCGGAUGGUACCAUGUGAGGGCAUGUAUCGUCUCUGGAAUUGGGUUCUUCACGGACUCGUAUGACAUCUUCGCCGUCAGUCUGCUGAACACCAUGUUGGGAAUCGUCUACUACCCCGGCGUUGGUUCCUUGCCCAACUCUUCCGACAACGCCAUCAAGCUUUCAACCUCCGCCGGUACCGUCAUUGGACAGCUGGUAUUCGGCUACCUGGCUGACCACGUCGGACGGAAGCGCAUGUACGGCAUUGAACUAAUCAUCAUCAUCUUUGCUACUCUCGGCCAGGCCCUCAGCUCCGGUUCUCCCUCGGUCAACAUCAUCGGUCUCAUCAUAUUCUGGCGUGUGUUAGUCGGAGUCGGCAUCGGUGGAGACUACCCGUUAUCGAGUAUCAUCACCUCCGAAUUUGCUACUACCAAGUGGAGAGGAGCUAUGAUGGGUGCCGUGUUUGCUAUGCAGGGCAUUGGCCAGUUAGUCUGCGCGUUUGUCAUGCUGUUUGUCACCCUGGGCUUUAGGGAGCAGCUAGAGGCUUCCACGGAGCCGGCAAACUGCGACGGCUAUUGCGCCAUUGCCGUCGACAAGAUGUGGAGGACCUUGAUCGGGUUCGGUGCGGUACCAGCCUGCAUUGCUCUCUACUACCGAUUAACAAUCCCCGAGACUCCUCGGUAUACGUUCGAUAUCGGCCGCGACGUCGAGAAAGCCGCCGACGACGUCAAGGCCUAUAUGUCUGGCAAGAACGAGGGGCAGCCUGAUGAUAUCACUCGAAUACAAGCCCGCGAAGCAGCCCAGGCUCAGAUGACCAUUCCUAAAGCUAGCUGGAGUGACUUCAUCCGUCACUACUCUAUUCCCAAGAACGGCCUUCUCUUGUUUGGCACCGCCGGAUCGUGGUUCUGUCUCGACGUAGCUUUCUAUGGCUUGUCCCUGAACAAUGCCACCAUCCUGAAGGUGAUUGGAUACGCGACUCAAAAUGCCGACUCGACCUAUCGGGUCUUGUACAACACCGCCAUUGGCAACCUCAUCAUCGUUUUGGCCGGUGCCGUGCCGGGGUACUGGGUGUCCGUCGCGACGCUCGACACCCUCGGCCGCAAGACGAUCCAGAUGGGCGGGUUUAUCAUUCUGAGCAUCCUGUUCAUCGUCAUGGGCUUCGCGUACAACCACAUAUCGGGCAACGGGCUGCUGGCCAUCUACGUGCUCGCCCAAUUCUUCUUCAACUUCGGCCCCAACACGACCACCUUCGUCGUGCCCGGCGAGCUGUAUCCGACGCGGUACCGCUCGACGUGUGCGGGAAUCUCGGCGGCCUCGGGCAAGAUCGGCUCCAUCAUCGGCCAGGGCGCCAUCUCCACGCUGCGCACCCGCGGCGCCACCCACGACAACCCCAGCCCCUGGAUGGACCACGUGCUCGAGAUCUAUGCCCUGUUUAUGCUGCUCGGCUGCUUCACCACCUGCUUCAUCCCCGAGACCAAGCGCAAGACGCUCGAAGAGCUCUCCGGCGAGGAUCAGCCCGCGCCGACGAGAGUCACGGCUGAGAGCAGUAGCGGUAGCAGCCACAAGAAGGCAGCUGGGUCGCUGUGAUAUGACGCGUGCGUGAUCUGACCUUUUGAAGGAAAAAACGAAGGAAAAAGGAGGAAAAGGGAUUGUGUACGAAGGAUUGUACGAAGGUUGAUGUAUAACGAGAUUGCUAUUGCCGGUACUUACUCGGUUGGUAUGUGAUGUGUUACUAAUAUUAAGACGUUGGUUCUUGGGUUGUAUGGUUAUAUAGAGUAGGUAGCUAGGCGAAUAUACCCUUUCCAGU